CUGCAAGUGACAGAAUGGGGAGGGUUCCGUCCCUCUUGUGCUCUUGGAGAGCCGGGGGGCUAUAAAAAGAGGAGGCGCAGGGCAGCUGGGAGACAGAGGCAGACGGAGGCUGAGAGAGGGAGGCGAGAGGACAGGGGAGCAGCAAGCACCGGGCCACUCCUCGAGCGACGCCAGCAUGGGCUCCCCCAUCGCCGCAAGCUUCCUCCUCUUCCUGGCAGUUCAGCUCCUGGGGCAGACGGGCGCUAACCCCGUGUACGGCUCUGUGUCCAACGCAGACCUGCUGGAUUUCAAGAACUUGCUGGACCGCUUGGAGGACAAGAUGCCUUUAGAAGAUGAAGCCGAGUCUCCCCAAGCCCUGAGUGAGCAGAAUGCGGAAGCUGGGGCAGCUCUCAGCCCCCUGCCUGAGGUGCCUCCCUGGACGGGGGAGGUCAGCCCAGCCCAGAGAGAUGGGGGUGCCCUUGGGCGCAGCCCCUGGGACUCCUCCGAUAGAUCUGCCCUCCUGAAGAGCAAGCUGAGAGCCCUGCUUGCUGCCCCUCGGAGCCUGCGGAGGUCCAGCUGCUUCGGAGGCAGGAUGGAUAGGAUUGGAGCCCAGAGCGGACUGGGCUGCAACAGCUUCCGGUACUGAAGAUAAUGGCCAGGGAGGAAAAGGAGGCCCUGGCCCGGGGGCAGACUCUGAGAGACCCUCGUCCCUUGGGGUCUCUCACUCAACUUUGUCCCAGCUCAUUGCCAUCAAGUUGAGCCGUGACGAGCACCGAGACCGUAUUCAAGCUGCAGCCUCUUGGCGAUGUUUCUCACGUUCUAUGCUAAACGUAGAUAACUUGGCUGAAUUGUGGCUUUCCCACCCCUCCCACCCCACGCGUUAACAGUUUAGCAUAGACACUCACCUGUUACUGAAAGGGGUUUGAAAACCAAUAAACUUCAGCACCACGGACAGCAGCCAA
Messenger RNA from Canis lupus familiaris (dog), 941 nucleotides. It is a transcript of the gene NPPA, whose product is annotated as natriuretic peptide A. Gene Ontology annotation, biological process: receptor guanylyl cyclase signaling pathway; cGMP biosynthetic process; neuropeptide signaling pathway. Lineage: Eukaryota; Metazoa; Chordata; Mammalia; Carnivora; Canidae. Gene Ontology annotation, cellular component: extracellular region; nucleus; cytoplasm. The record is from RefSeq and is marked validated. Gene Ontology annotation, molecular function: hormone receptor binding; hormone activity.